AUGCUCAACUACGGCUACGUGACUACCAUGACAUGGGAGAAUUUUCGCGAAGACCAACUGGCAGCCAGGAUUGAGAUCUUUUUGGAGCUGGGCAUUCGGGGCAGCUUUGUUCCAUUCCAAGCGAUUGAAGAGCAAGUGUACGAGCACUAUGACAUCUUCGAGCGGAAGACGACUCCAUUAUCCAUUGCGGUUGCGCGUCCACCCUCGGGAGUUGCUCAGAAGAUUUACCAUUUGGUCCGCGAUGGGAACUAUGUAGACAUCAAGUCCUUCCAGGGAGAAUUUGUAACCAGGGUGAAAUAUCACGGGAGUGCACAGGUUCAAGACUUCUUGAUGUUCUGCAUGGACGCUGUGGACGACACCGUCCCUCCCAUCGAUCGACGAAACCAGAUGCGUUUUGUGGUGAACGGUACACACUUCAUCUCAAAUGGUGAGUGGCGUGAUGAGGUGGACAGCGCCAGCUGUCCCCAAUGGAGAGAGACAAUCACGAUUGUCAUUGUGACCAUCAUGAGAAUCAUGAACAUGAGCCUCAUCAGCAUUAUCAUUGACACCGUCAAGACUAUCGUGACAGCGCUAGCAGUGUAUGCGUUUUUUGUUUUGAGUUUUUCUGGUCCGAAAAGAAAGCGCAUCGUUCCCUUCUCUUUGGCACUCAUCAUGGAUGCAGAACCUGCGCCAACCCUUCAGCAGCCGGGCGAGUCACAAGUCAAUCCAUCUGUCCAGCCAAUCUUGAGUGACGAGAGCCAGCGUCUUAUGAGGGAAUGCCCAGAAAACCAAUUGGGCAUGGACACUCCUGAGAAGGUUGGAGAGGAGCAGGUUGAAGAAGCAGAAGUGAGUCAAACUGCCAAGGUCGACUCUCUGGUUCUCAUGGACAGCCCUCCCAAAGAUGAGGAAUUGAGCAAAGUCGUUUGCCAGAAGUGCCAGAUGGAGGUGUUUGUGUUCGAUGCCCAAGCCAAAGGCAAGACUUGGUGGUGUAAAGCGUGCAAUGCCAUCAACUCGACACUCCGUCGAAACCUCACAUGGCCACCUCCAGAGUUUGCUGCUCUGACCACCGAAGAACAGGUUCAAUUUUGGCAACAGUGCCGUGCCAUGAGGGAAGAAAGCACCGAUGGACGACUUCGGUAUGAUCGAUUGCGUGAUGUGCUGGUCAAUAGCCUUACCAUGGUCAAGACCAGUGAGCUUGCCAAGAGCAGCAAAGGCACUUAUCUGCCGUUGUCAGUGUAUGCGCAGCAGCUUGGCUGCCUUUGGCAUUCGAAAGGAUACAACACGAACCAGAUCCAGGAGAACGCGCCACAGAUGUGGGAUCCAAUCUUGCAGGAAAAGACCUACAUGCUCCCGGUGACGUCUUUGCAAGAGAAAGAGGUGAAACAAAGGAUUGAGAGCUCUGUGGCUGCUGCAGAGCGAAGUGUCCGCAAGCGUAAGGUGGACCACCAGCCUGAGGCAGCCAAUGUUACAGGCGCUAUGAUCGUGGAUCUGUUGAGCGACAACGAAGACGCGCCGGACACGGAGCAACCGAUCCCUGAACCCGAACAAGAACUUACAGCUAAACAGUUGGAAGCCCAAAGGAAGAAGGAGGAGAAGGCUGCUGCACGCAAGGCAGAGGAGCGCAAGAAAGAGAGCCAGAAAGAACGUCGUGAGACGCUGAAGAUGAACAAAACCAUCGUGAAUUUGGCUGGCAAGGCUGUGGUGGAAUUGCAGCCUCUGUGCGUGGAGCUGCAGCAGACCUGUGCUUCUGGAGAUGACAAUUGGCCAGACCUCUUGAAAGAGAAUUUGGUGCAAGAGCGCGAUGUCCUGCUUGACUGGAAGAAGGCGGCGGCUGCAGCUUUGCAAAAGCAUGCCAAGAAUUCUGAGGCCAAAUUGGAAGCUCUCCCGUUCAAAGACAGCCAAGAGAUGAUGGUCAGGGUCAAAGCAGCAAAGAAAUUUGUUCAGGAUGCCAAGUCAGCCUCUUCCAAGAAGAGGAAGAAUAAAUAA
Durusdinium trenchii is the source of this 1965-nucleotide messenger RNA. The record is from the annotation of a GenBank genome assembly. NCBI's taxonomy places the organism in Eukaryota, Dinophyceae, Suessiales, Symbiodiniaceae.